CAAUAAGCUAUUAGUUAUAACACAUAAGAAAAUAAACCGAUCAGAAUCCUCCAAUCUAUAAAUAAAGAAUUCCGACUGGUUUAUUUUCUUAUGUGUUAUAACUAAUAGCUUAUUCUAGAAAGGCCAUAAUAGUUACUAAUCGCUCAGUGAGCGCUUUAUUCUCUGAGUGCUACCCAUGUUUAUAUAGUCAAAGUCGUAUUUCGAUUUGAAAGACAUAAGACAAUUUUAUUUAUACAAUGGCCGGAGAUGGCGAAUUAGUUGUAUUAUGCAGAGGUGUAUACGAAGAGAAUGAUGAGCAGAAUGCGUAUGUGAAAGCGCUGAAAGCAGCCGGUUAUACUUGCGAAUUUUUACGAACUUUGCGAUUCGAAUUUGUAAAUAAGUCGGAGUUGCGGAAGUGGUUAUCCAUGGCACAUGAUUAUAGUGGUUUGAUACUAACCAGCCUUCGUACAGUUGAAGCUAUUGCACUUGCAGUCGAUGAGGAUACAAGCAUUUUGGACCAUUGGAAGAAACUACCUGCAUACUGUGUGGGGCCUGCAACAGAAUCUCUAGCUCAGAGUCAACUUGGAUUGCAAUGUUGUAUCGGUGGCCAAUUGGGUAAUUCCCAAGAAUUGGCUGAGAAAAUUGCUCUCGAUAUAAAGAAGGACUCGAAACCAUUAUUUUAUCCGUGUAGUGAGAUUGCACGUGGGACUAUUACAGAUAUUCUCCGUGCCUGUAAUAUUACAAUGCACAAGCUUGUGGUUUAUAAAACUUUAGAGUGCGAAUCUCUAGGAGAGGAUUUAGUAAAGAUUCUCAAAAAAUAUGUUGAUCAUCCUAAGAUGUUUGUUUUUUUCAGUCCAUCUAUAGCAGAAUAUUUUGCUGCACAACUUAAAAAAAAUUUUUAUUCUAUCAUGGAAAUAAAAGCAGUGGCUAUAGGUUCUGUUACAAGGCUUGCAAUGUACCAUUAUGGUUUCAAUUUAUUUGCAGUUGCAAAGAAACCUGAACCAGCAGCCUUAGUAGAAGCAAUUACAAUAGCAAAGUCUGUAGUAGAUGCUCGUGAAUAUGUUGUGGCUGCUGACUAUGUACGAAUAAAAUAGCUUGAAUAAUACCUUAUAUAAAAAUGUUUUAACAUUCUUAUAAUCUGCCAAUUACUUAGAUGAUAGACUAUAUCUUGCUACUUUUAUACCAUAUU
This is a messenger RNA of Harpegnathos saltator (Jerdon's jumping ant), 1168 nucleotides long. It is a transcript of the gene Uros1, whose product is annotated as Uroporphyrinogen III synthase 1. Lineage: Eukaryota; Metazoa; Arthropoda; Insecta; Hymenoptera; Formicidae. Gene Ontology annotation, biological process: uroporphyrinogen III biosynthetic process. The coding region runs from base 237 to 1073 and encodes 278 amino acids. The record is from RefSeq and is a predicted model, not a curated record. Gene Ontology annotation, cellular component: cytosol. Gene Ontology annotation, molecular function: uroporphyrinogen-III synthase activity. The transcript has 2 exons.